AUGGGACUUUUGGCGAUUUCAAAGGCUUAUGAUAACGUUGCCGUCAACAAACCAGCAUACCAGCAGUAUCCAUUGAGACCAGGUGACGACACGUAUGACGCCAGUAACGCUGUGGACGGACGUAAAACUGACCUGAGAUGGGAUGGUGGUCAAUGUGCUGAAUCAUUUGCCGGAGAAACCGCCACCUGGUGGGUGGACCUGACUAGGAUCCACAGUAUACAUCACAUCACCAUCUUCUUCAGGACGGACAACUCUGGUUGGGGCCACAAUGGAGAAUAUACAAGCAAUUUACUUGGAUUCUCUGUGUAUGUCUCCAAUACCACGGAUAUAUCACAGGGAACGUUGUGUUUUAAGGACAGCAACUUCACCAUAAUAUCAAUACCUCCUGUUUUCACAACAAACUGUUUUGUUCAUGGCCAAUAUGUCAUCUACUACAAUGAGAGACUUCCAGGAGUUGUCUACCCUGAUGGUUAUGAACGUUUUGUAUAUAGUGCACUCUGUGAAUUAGAGGUGUAUGGUUGUCAAGCAACAGGGUUUUACGGAUCUAACUGCUCCAUUCCCUGUCCAGACGUUAACUGUCAGUACUGUCACAUAGAAACGGGCACCUGUCAGGGAUGUAAGCCUGGGUACCAAGGUCAUCACUGUGAAUUAGAAUGUGACAGAGGAUCGUAUGGUUUUGGAUGCAGUGAAACAUGUGGACGCUGUCGUUAUGUCAGCCAAUGUUCCCAUAUCAAUGGGACAUGCUUAACUGGAUGUGAAGCUGGUUUUAAAGGGGACGUAUGUAAAACAGACUGUGACAGGGCUUCAUACGGUGUUGACUGCAACGAAAUUUGUGGAAACUGUGCUAAUGAAAGUCAAUGUUCUAACAUCAAUGGAACAUGCUUCACUGGAUGCAAUGCUGGCUACGAGGGGGACUUGUGUAAAACAGUGUGUCCUGAAGGCUUUUAUGGUGUUGCAUGCAAUAAAACGUGUGGAAAUUGUCGUGACGUAAACCAGUGUGACCAUGUAAAUGGAACGUGCUUAACUGGAUGUGAUGCUGGAUAUUGGGGGAGCUUGUGUAACACACCUUGCUCACACGGAUUUUUUGGGUACGAUUGUUCUGAGAGAUGCCUUGACACAUGCGCCGGAUGUAAUAAUGUCACUGGUUUGUGUGACUCCGGAUGUAAGCCUGGCUGGAAAGGUUACUUUUGUUAUAAAGCAUGUCCACGUGGUUAUUUUGGAAAUAAAUGUACUGGAAAAUGCAAUGACACAUGUUCCGGAUGUAAUAAUGUGAAUGGCGUUUGCGACUCUGGAUGCAUACCUGGCUGGAGAGGUUAUCACUGUAACGAAGAAUGUGACAGAGGGUCGUAUGGUAUUAUAUGCAAUGAAACAUGUGGACACUGUCUUGAUGUAAGCCAAUGUUUCCAUAUCAAUGGGACAUGCUUAACUGGAUGUGAAGCUGGUUUUAAAGGUGACGUAUGUAAAACAGAUUGUGACAAGGGUUCAUACGGCGUUGACUGCAACGAAAUGUGUGGAAACUGUUUGAAUGAAAGUCAAUGCUCUAAUAUCAACGGAACAUGCUUCACUGGAUGCAAUGCUGGCUACGAGGGGGACUUGUGUAAAACACAAUGCAAUAAAGGAUCUUAUGGAUAUGAAUGCAAUGAAACAUGCGGGCACUGUAGAAACAUAAGCUAUUGCUUUCCGAUUAAUGGUACUUGCUUAACUGGAUGUGAUGUUGGCUAUGAAGGAGCCUUAUGUAAAACACCAUGCAACAAAGGAUUUUUUGGUGUUAACUGCAGUGAAAAAUGUGGACAAUGUCGUAAAAUAUACCAAUGCCACCAUAUAUAUGGUACAUGUUUAACUGGAUGUGCUGCUGGUUAUCAGGGGGGCAUGUGUAAAACAGGAUGUGGCAAAGGAUCAUAUGGUCUUCAAUGUAAACAAACGUGUGGACACUGUCGUGAUAUCAACCAAUGCUCCAAUAUCAAUGGCUCUUGUUUAACUGGAUGUGAUGCUGGUUUUAAUGGAGAAUUAUGUAAAACACGUUGUGACAAAGGUGCAUACGGCUUUGAUUGCAAAGAGAAAUGUGGAAACUGUCGUGAAAUCGGUCAAUGCUUUCCUACAAAUGGAACAUGCCUAACUGGUUGUGAUGAUGGUUAUCAGGGAGACUUGUGUAAAACACAAUGUGACAGAGGAUCGUAUGGUAGUGAAUGUAAUGAAACAUGUGGACACUGUCGUAAUAUAAGCCAAUGCUCCAAUGUCAAUGGAACUUGCUUAACUGGAUGUGAUGCUGGUUUUAAAGGGGACUUGUGUAAAACACAAUGUGACAAAGGAUCGUAUGGUAUUGGAUGCAAUGAAACAUGUGGGCAAUGUCGUGAUGAACACCAAUGCUCUCAUAUCAAUGGGACUUGCUUAACUGGAUGUGAAGUUGGUUUUAAAGGAGACAUAUGUAAAACAGAUUGUGACAGUGGUUCAUACGGCGUUGACUGCAACGAAAUUUGUGGAAACUGUCUCAAUGAAAGUCAAUGUUCUAAUACCAAUGGAACAUGCUUCACUGGUUGCAAUGCUGGCUACGAGGGUGACUUAUGUAAGGCACAAUGCAAUAGAGGAUCUUAUGGAUUUGAAUGCAUUGAAACAUGCGGGCACUGUAGAAACAACAGCUACUGCUUUCCGAUUAAUGGUACUUGCUUAAUUGGAUGUGAUGUUGGCUAUGGAAAUGCAUAUUUUAAUUUCUGA
Molecule: messenger RNA, 2712 nt
Organism: Magallana angulata
Lineage: Eukaryota; Metazoa; Mollusca; Bivalvia; Ostreida; Ostreidae
Product: multiple epidermal growth factor-like domains protein 11
Exons: 21
Coding region: 1-2712 (903 amino acids)
Molecular function (GO): scavenger receptor activity
Source: RefSeq, a predicted model, not a curated record